Lepisosteus oculatus (spotted gar) is the source of this 9533-nucleotide messenger RNA. Lineage: Eukaryota; Metazoa; Chordata; Actinopteri; Semionotiformes; Lepisosteidae. The record is from RefSeq and is a predicted model, not a curated record.
AAGGGGGCCGAAUACUUUCGCAAGGCACUGUAUUUAAUAGUAGAUUUCAGUAUUCAGUUUUCUGUUUCUUCUGCAACAGCAGCAGUACGACAGAAGUACUUUAUUAGCGGGGAUAGGUUGGUUUCCUGUCAUUUAGGAGAUUCACGGGGUCUGUCAAGACCUGCCAGACUAUUUUCUUCUGCCCUCUGUACACCAACCAAAGUGUGGGAGGCUAUUUAGUUCCAUUAAAAGGCUUUGUUAGUCAUUCGUUAGUCUGGAAAGUGGACAGUAAGAGCAGAGAAAAAUGGGAUAAUUGAGCUCUAAGUGUUCAUGAGGUGGAAUAAAGUCCUGGACUGGUUAGUUCUUUGCCACUGUAAUAUAACUUAAUUCCCUCUUUUUUGCAUUUGAGUUGGGGUGCUGUAAAACACUCGUCCCUCACUGAGACAAGUUUCCUGGCCUGAUGCCACAAUGUUUGUGUCAGUUUCCUGAAUGAUCUUUCCUAACUUUCCUGAAUUCUAUUCUGUAUAUAGAAUUAACUCUAUUUGAUCGUUUCAGUAUCUAAAAUGUCUUAGGUGAGCUACACAAAUGUUUUUUAAUAUGGCAAUUUUGAAGGACCUCAAAAUGAUUUUUCGAAAAGGUCUAAUAGAGUAAAUAGGUAGUUCUAACAAGGGUCUGGAUCGCUUCAUUUUGGGGAAUGGCAUUCCCAGUUUCUGUUGGAGGAAGUGAAGAGCAAUCUUGUGUGUACCUGGGUGAACCGUUUUUUCCACAGUAAGCUGAAAAGCUGUGUAAAAAGGCAUUUUAAAUCUAGAAUAAGAAAACCCAAGCCAAGUAAGGUGUGUGUGUGGGGGGGUGCAGUAUCUUCUUUUUAUUAUCUUUCUUUUCCAUUUUUAAUAAUAAACACUAGGCGGACUGCUAAGUUUUGUGCUUUGUUCCUCCAUAUGCAUUUGAAGGCUGAGCUGCACUUUUAGACCUAUUUUUAUUGGCACUGAAAGAAACUAGUUCACAUGCUGCAUACUCCACACAAUGUGCUUUCAGCAAAGACUGAAGCUCUGAAGUGAGGAGGGCACGUGAUGUGCUUUAUUUUCUUUUGAUUGUUGCUUGUUUUUACUAAGUUUUACAAAUGCUUGAUUGUUUUAAAACUGAAUGUAUUAUAUAAUAAAUGAAGAACAAAUGAAAAGUGAUCCCUUUUGGUCAGAGCUGAGGAUAUUGGGAUGAUAUAUAUAUAUACAGGGCAAAACAAAUAUCACUGGAUUGUGCAAAAAUGUAGCAUUCGUUUAAAACAGCCUGCUUUCAAGUGCUUCUUGGUCUAGAAGAAAAAAAUGAUGGGGAUGGCUGGAGAUGACGUAUCUCCACAUGUAAGUUAUGAGUAUUGAAAGAAGCAUAUUCUAUGCAUGUUUUUAGAAAAAUAAAGUUUACAGAUUUUGGAUAUUGGUGACAUGUUUUUGGUAUCAUUAGGCUGAAUUGAUCAUUCAUGGCUGACAGCACUUCAGUGUCUCUGACUCUAAGCAAAUCACGUCAUGGGGGAUGAUAAAGUACAGUGAGGUGUUUUUAAGCUCUUUAACACUAGAGAAAACCAAGGUUUUCUGUCAACCGCCCAGAAGAAUGUCAGUGUGUGUGGUGUUAAUCUGCAGUAUGAAGCACUAAUUAUCGUUAAAAAACAGUUCUGUUUCAAGGGAUCUACUACCUGUUAUCAAUAAUAUCAAAAGUGAGAUCAGUUGAUUUAGUUUAUCACCUGCAGUUUUCUAAUAGUCCCAGCUGGAUCUGGGUAUCUGUGUUCAGUCGUAAGGGCUGAAAAUGGUGCCCAUUGGGGCAGCAUAGACGACAUGAUCUUAUCUUACACUUACUUAGUCUAUCUAAGUGAAUAAUUACUGAUGUGUUUGGUCAAGACAUCCGGUUUUCUCCCGAUUGGAAGCGCACCUGCUUUCAACUCCACUUCCAGCAGGGGGCAGCGAGAAAACAUUUUCCGAGACCACUUCUGCCAUGUGAAAGCUGAGUUAGGAAUGAAGAGCUGAAUAAAACAAAACACAUUUUAGUAUUGCAAGAAGCAAAGGAUACAGAAGUCCACAGACACAUAAGCUUCCAAAGCAUGUUGAUACCCUGGCUUUCAAGUAACAACUGAAUGAGAUCCUUGAAGCUGUGAGCAGCUAAACAGCUCUGCUCAUUUGUAACCUUUCUUAUGAUCAUUAAUUUUAACACUAUGCAGCAAGCCUUGAACUUCUGUAAGUCUGGGAGCUAGAGAGUAUGCAUGUACUAGGCACAAAAAACAGUUGUGUUUUAGCAAUUAGAGUAACAACUAGCAGACUCUUGAGGAGAGGAGUGUGGAAUCCCUGCUCUAAUGCCUCUGCAGGAUGUACCAGCAGCCUGUUCCUGUUUACUUUCACAGCUCCUGUUAUUGAGCUGGCUUUCACUGGGAGUGUCUGCGACUGAGUAACCGAACAGAGAAGGAGGGACACAGGCACAGGGUGAGAGAGCCAGAGGGAGAUCGACAGAGAGGAUGAAAUGGCAAAAUUUGAAAGGGGAGUGAGGAAAUGACAGGGUAGAUGGCUCCAUUAUCACAGCAACCAAGGAAACAAGGGUAGAGUAGUUUAGACAGCUGGUGAGGAAAAGGAUUUUGUGUCUUUUUCCUUUCUUCCAGUUUCCUGAAUAAACUGCAGGACCAAUAGCUCCAUCUGCGUCCCCUGGGAAUCAGUUUCAACGAGGAAAUUCUGGAAAUUCUUGUUUCAUUUCUUUGCACACGUUUGCCAAGAACCCUGCGAUGUUGUGGAGCUGAAGUCCAACAUAAAAGGUAACUGGGUGGAGCCAAGAAAAGACUUAACUUAUUGAAAGAUUACUUUUGCCAUCAAUCUGCAGUAAAGGAUAUUGCUGAAACUUUUUUUUUUGGCUGAAUCAACCCUGUAAAAUGUUCCCAAGGUUUUUAGGUUGGUGAAAUGAAGAAAACUGUCCUGGUUCUGUCUAAACUUAGGUUAAAGAUCAACUAGUAAGUCAGAUGCCAUAUUUAGGUUACUAUAGCUUGUUAAUGGACUUCGUAUAUUUUAACGCUUAUAUAUUGCUGCACACAAAUUAUGCAACAAAUGAAGUGACUUUAAAAAGUGACUUUAAAACAUUGCUUUCUUAGUCUGACCACAGUUUAGGGAUCUUUUCCAUCUGAAGACCUAAUUUAUAGCUCUUGGGGGUUAUUGUGAGUUGUGAGUAAUUUAAUUCAUUUCACUUAGCCUAACAUAAAGAGAGACAUCUAUUAGGCCUUUUGAAAAAUCAGGAUGAUUAAGGUGUUGCUUACUGAAUGCUUGCGUUUCCUGAAAAUCAUUUUGUUAUCAAGCAUUAAUACACCAUAGCUGUGUAGUUGUAAAAGGUGAAGAAUAUGUUUUAACUUGCAAAGAGUUCUCAUUUUGUGCUGAUAAACAGGUAUAUAACUAUAUGAAAAUAACCUGUUUAAAUUAAAUAGCCAGUAUUUUAUUACAGAACCAGCACAACAAAUCAUACCAUACAUACUCAGGUCAGGCUGGCCAAAGUCUCAUUUCUCCACCUGCUGCAUGAUCAUAGAUGUGUCUUGGGAAUGUUCUUUACCUGCUCAAGUUAAUAGGUUAGGAUCUCAUGUUUCAGCUUAUCCUGUUGUUUGGUUUGUCCAUACAGAAUCGGUUGACCAAAACUGAAAUAUAAGAAAGGUUACAACCAAGAGGAAGCCAUUAGGCUCAUCUGGAUGCUCAGUUGCUAAUAGCUAAUUAAUCCAAGAGUCUCAUCCUGCUGUUUCUUGAAGGAUGCCAGGAUAUCGGCUUCAACAACAUGGCAGCCUUCUACAACCCCUUCUCAGUUUUGAAUGCACUUCUCUGUGGGUUAGACUGGAGUUAGGUGUUUCCCUGCCGAUUCAGAAGUUUGUUCUUUUAAGUUUGUCAAUAACUUGGGAGAUCUCCAAGGGGGAGGAGUGUAUAUAUCACUUACAGAAAGGACGAGAAUAGUGCUUUUCAGGCAAAAGAAGAAGAUGCACCCAAUACAGUUUCCUUCUUUGACUAUAUCUUUUGAGUGGACAGAGAUCUUCAUUCAGGUUCUUCAAACUAUAAUUUUUAGAAAUCUAUACUUAUUGCAAUACACAUUAAUCAACAUUUUUGGAGUUAGUUUAAUUUAAAAUAGACAGCAAGCCAUAUAGCUUACUUAGUUGUUAGUAGCUAAAUGAUGUGAACAUUUCAUCCAGUUGUUUCUUGAAAGAAUGUAGGCUAUCAUCUUUGACAGUUUGACUGGGUAGAUUUUUAAGGAUCAGAAUAAUUCUUCUGUCAUGCCUAUUAGUAAACCACCUCUGGACAAUCAAAUCUGGACUGGAGCCCUGGGUACCAUUAAGACUGUUAGACAAGCAGUUUGUCUUAAACCGCUGCAAUGAAACAGUACCUAGGUAUUAUUCAAAGGAUGUGGAAUGUGUGCAUUUGAAUAGGCAAAUGAGAGCCUAGUUCCUGCCAGACAUGCUUGCUUCUGAUUGGUCAUGGCAAAAAAAUAAACCACGCCCAACGUCAGUGAGGUGGCACUGAUGCAUUCUGAAAUGUGUGGAGAGUCGGUAUUCUGUAGGUCUGGAAUUCUCCUACAGUCAGCCACCAUACUGUAGAGGUGUGUGAGGUUGGUCUUGACAGAGAGGGCAGACAGCCCCAAGACCCAAAACACAGGGCUGGGACCACCCCACCCUAGACUAGACUGGCACAGCCGCUCUUGAGGAAUCACCAGGCUCUGUGUUUUGAGGUAUGUACACCUGUUCUGUCUGCUCCACAGGGCAUAUGUCAGGAUGUCUCACAGGGAAAUGAGACAUCACACUGCUCUUUUCCUUUGUGAAAUACUUCAUAGAUGCAUUUUGCUGACUUUACAGAUAACACUUUUGCAAUUAUUUACAAAAGGGCUUUUCUUUAUUAUAUUGUACUGUUUUCUAUAUAGAAUGACAUAGAAUGCAAGAAAAUGUUGACAUGGUUUUGAAGUGUCUGGUUCUAAUUUUGCCUCUAGUUGUGCUAUGAUUAGCUGGUAAAUAUUUCACACCUGUUUUAUGGUGUGUUAUUCCAUGGGCAGUCAGAACCGUGUUGCCAGUAAAUCCCUGAAAAUAAAGUUUGGGUUCGGACUGAGUUAUUUGGAAUAGUUUCAACGCUGAAAUGGCUCUUGACGAUCCUUGUUUGCUUUCAGUUUUGUACUAUGAGACAUUUUUUAUCAUGCAUAGAUUCUUGUCUUGAAUUGGACAGUAUGAUUAUACUCGUUGGUGGUGCAGAGGUUAACUAUGCUGACUCGCAUUGCUGGGGCCCCGGGCUCUUUGUCUGACUCGGGAUGCUCUCUAUGUGGAGUUCUCCCUCUGUUUGCGUGGUUUUCCUCCAGGUGCUCCAGUUUCCUCCCACUGCCCUAAAACAAUAUUGGUAGGAUUACUUGCUUCUAGGAAACUUGGCCCCCUGUGUGUGUCUGCGUGUCUGCCCUGCCUUGUGCCUGUUGCUGUCUGGGAUAGGCUCCAGCUCUCCUGCAACCGUGAAUUGGAAAAUUAUGGACAUUAUUAUAUUCUUGUUAGUUUAAUAGUUGUGAAUAACUAUAGCAAUCAGCAGUACUUUGGAGCAGACUGUUGUGAAGGGCACGGUGAUUAAAUAAAUUAAAAUAAUAAUCAUUCAAUUAACUUUUUCUUCAUGCUUAACUUUUUAUGGCUCAUGGGAAAUUGUGUGUCACUAUGAGAUAAGAAGCUGGAAGGACAUGUUCUUCCUAGAAAAACCACAAUGUUGUAUAACAUCCAAAGCCCUGGCACGACAACAAGUUCAUAUUUCUGAAAAUACUCUCUUUUCUCCCCCCAGACAUAUUGUACUGUCGCUAUUCCUGGGCCUGCUGGGUCUGGCAGUCUAGAAAGUUUUUCCAAUAAGGACCCAACUGAAAUCCAGUUGCAUACCGACAUUUCCCAAAACCAACAACAGCUGAAGAGAAGAUUUCUGGAGUGGGCCUGCGGGGUCAGUCGGUGGUGCGGAGGGGAGGAAGAGAGCCGUUGUGUCCUCAUCACAGGGGGGUGUAUGGUACAGGGGUGACCAGCAGUGCACAGACUGGCGGCCAUGUUGAUGAAGAGGCCAGCGGAGGACGACAAUGCCACUCUCAUUGCCUUGGGAGAUGACCCUGAGAGGUACUAUGGCAGUUUGGACAGCGACAAGACUGAGAAAACACAGGCCGAGGAGGGAGAGGCCAGGCCACAGGACAAGAACGUGUUCAGCGAUGGCGUCACUAGGAUUGACUUUGUCCUAGUGUGGGAGGAAGAGGUAAGGGAGAAUCCCAAAGCGACAGAGCCAGAUGGGAAGGCAGCUGGAACAUCGCAGGACAUGCACCAGAAAUACAGGAAGAGGUUCCUGAGCAGGCUGCAGAAAGUUGGCAUCCAGAUGGACAAGAAAGUUGAAAUCCGAGAGAAGACGCGGAUCACCUAUGUGCUCCUCAAUGCCCCCUGGAGCGUGUUGUGUUACUACGCGGAGGAGAUCAGCCUGCGUGUCCCCCUGCAGGUAGUGCCUCACAAGAUGUCCAACUGGUCGGAGAAGGUGCUGCAGAAAUUGGGGAUCGCCAAUGUCAUGCAGCAAGAUGUGCCCAACCCCCCGCCUGACUUCUACACCUGCCAGUUCAGGAACAAUAAGCUGGAGAGGUUUCUUGGAAGUGACAAUCAGGACACUUUCUUCAAGAACACCCAGCGUCACCAGAUUCUCUACGAGAUUUUGGCCCGGAUGCCGUAUGGAGCCAUGAAGAGAGGAGAAGUGGGGAUUGACCGCCUGGUCAGCGAAAACAUUUUCACAGCAGCUUACCCCCUGCAUGACGGAUCGUUUGAACCCCCCCCUGGUCAAGUGCACCCAGAGACCCUGAGCCUCCGUCAGAUUCUGUACCAGUACUGGGCGCGCUGGGCCUGCUGGAAGAAAUACCAGCCCUUGGACCACAUCCGGGAAUACUAUGGAGAGAAGAUUGCCCUCUACUUUGCUUGGCUGGGAUUCUACACAGGCUGGCUCCUGCCUGCGGCCUUCGUGGGGACCCUGGUGUUCGUUUUUGGAAUCUGGCUCAUGAUGACAGACGUGCCUGCGAGGGAGAUCUGCGAUGGCACAGAUAACUUCGUCAUGUGCCCUCUUUGCAACAUCUGCUCCUUCUGGAAUCUCUCCAGCAUCUGUAUCACAUACAAGGCAGGGCUGCUGUUUGACCAUGGGGGAACAGUGUUCUUCAGUAUCUUCAUGUCUCUUUGGGCCGUCACCUUCCUCGAAUACUGGAAACGCACCACCGCCAUCCUUUCCCACCGCUGGGACUGCUCCGAGUUCGAGGAGAUAGAAGAGCGGCCAAGGCCUGAGUUCACUGCAAUGGCACCGAUGACCCUGCGGAACCCCGUGACUGGAGCAGAAGAGCCUUACUUUCCUAAGAGCCUGCGCUUCAACCGCACUAUGACUGGCUGCAUGGUCAUCAUCAUCAUGAUCACGGUUGUCCUCAUGUUCCUGAUUGCCAUCAUCCUGUACAGGACCAUCCUGAGCAUCGUCAUCUACAGGUCGAAGAACCCCUUCUUUAUCUUCUCUGCAGGCCGGAUUGCCAGUCUGACCGGCUCCGUGCUGAACCUGCUGGCCAUCCUCCUGCUGUCCCGGGCCUACAUCUUCCUGGCUCACAUCCUGACUCGCUGGGAGAUGCACAGGACCCAGACAAAAUACGAGGACGCCUUCAUCCUGAAAGUCUUCGUCUUCCAGUUCAUCAACUUCUACUCCUCUCCUGUCUACAUUGCCUUCUUCAAGGGCCGGUUUGUGGGGUAUCCUGGAAAUUACCACACCCUACUGGGAAUCCGGAACGAGGAUUGUGGCGCUGGGGGCUGUCUGAUUGAACUGGCCCAGGAGCUUCUAGUAAUCAUGGUGGGGAAACAGGUCAUCAACAAUGUCCAGGAGUUUAUCUGCCCGAAGCUGAGAAGCUGGUGGCAGAAGAGGAAAUUCCACAAUAAGGAGGCACAGGGGAAGUCGGAUGUGUGUCUCCCACCCUGGGAGGCAGAUUACCAGCUGCUGGUGUGCGAGGGGCUGUUUGAUGAGUAUCUGGAGAUGGUGCUGCAGUUCGGCUUCAUCACGAUCUUCGUGGCUGCCUGCCCCCUGGCGCCACUCUUCGCCCUCCUCAAUAACUGGGUGGAGGUGCGUCUGGAUGCCCACAAGUUCGUGUGCGAGUACCGGCGGCCCGUGGUGGAGCGUGCCCAGGACAUCGGCAUCUGGUUCCACAUCCUGCAGGUCAUCACUCACCUGGCUGUGGUCAGCAAUGCCUUCCUGAUUGCGUUCACUUCCGACUUCCUGCCCCGGCUGUACUAUCGCUACACCACAGAGGGCAGCCUCAAGGGCUACGUCAACUUCACCCUGUCCUUUGCACCAGAGAGCUUCACCCAGAACAACACCAUGUGCAGGUAUCGAGGAUUUAGGGACCAAAAGGGCCACUACUUACCAGAAUAUUUCAAUUUGCUUGCCAUUCGCAUGGGUUUUGUCAUCAUUUUUGAGCAUUUCGUGUUCUUCAUCGGGCGCAUGAUUGACAUGAUGGUGCCGGACAUUCCCGAGGAGGUGGAAAUAAAGAUCAAGAGGGAGCACUACAUGGCCAAGGAGGCCCUGGCAGAGAACCAGUCUCUCGGCCAAAAGGUUUACCUUGAGGAGCCAGAGCAGCCCAUGCAGGAGCUGCGACAGAGGCACAAGGCAGAGCCCCAGCCAGCACUGCCACAGAACAGAACCCCUCCACUGCGGGACACAGACUCCCCUCCACCCACACUGACAACCAUCUCCGAGGACCAGCUGCUGUCCUGACACACACACCCCCCCCCAUAAGGCAGACGUUACGGAGUCUCUGGACUGGACCUUCUGGAAUGGCGGUGAAAGGUGUGAACGGGGUUCCUGAAUGAACCGUCAGGGACCAGAGGGAAAUGGAGAUUCUAGCUGUGGAAUUUCAGUGUUGCAGCCUGGCUCUCUGUCAACACCCCCUGCACUCAAGACACAGAGACAGCGCCAACACUAAUGAUCCCACUUGUCCAGAGUGGCAAUUGUCUUAUUGUAAGAAAUUAGAUUAACACAGGGAGCCGGGUUUGAAUCUCUGCAGAUGGAUUUCUUGCUCUGCCUUGUGAAUUUUCUGAACUCCAGUCUUGUGGGAUGUUUGAGCUGCAGUUUUUCAGCAGGAAAGAAAGUGGGCUGUCUCAGCUGGUAAUUAUAAGAGGAAAAUAUGUAAGCACCCUUACAAACCAUUCGUAAAGUUAAGGGUAGAUUGUGCUGGAUUAGAAAGAUUUCCCUGUGUUGUGCAGCAUCCUCAGAUUCUGGUGUUUCAGUAGAUCUCCACACACCAAAACUGACCCCAGCUCAAACUGUAAUCCCAACUCUCACCCAAAGCAGACCAGUAACAGUUUUCCUUCCAGAUUUCUACUUGGAUGUUUCAAAGAGUUUUAUUUUAAAGGAGAAAUUUGCAUGUCAAAAACAAUCACAGUAAUCCUGUUAAACAGCGCCAUCUGUUGGUUAAAUAUGUCAUCUUCCACAGUCAACUGACGUACCAGUUCAUAUUAAACGUUACAUGUGUCUGUAUUACAUUGUAAGAUACACAAUACAAAAAAACAA